AUCGACCCUGCCUCGCUCGCUCUCCACCAGGCACUCCACCGCUUCCACCCCAAAGACAACAUGUACGCCGCUCGGGAAUAUAGCGACGCGUUCAAUUGGUCCGAGCUGGGGCUGGACGAGGGGGUCGAGAGGGAGUGGUACUGCGUCGUAUUCCGCUCGAGGCGCAAUAAGGAGAGUGAGAGCCUGAGUCUGUAUCAGGCGGAUAGGGAGGCACAUGAGGAGGCGGUAAAGAAUGGGGGGUUGGUUAUGUACUGGUAUGGCGUGCCGGACGAGACGGGGUUGAAUUUGGCGACGUGCAUAUGGCAGAGUCGUCGACACGCAAUCAAAGCUAUCUCCGGGCCAAAACAUUUGCUCGCGAUGAAGCACGCUGCGAAUGCGUAUGAGGUGUACGACUUGGAGAGAUGGGUAUUGCGGAAAGAAAAGGGUACGAGGGACCUGCAAUUGAGCCGU
Molecule: messenger RNA, 450 nt
Organism: Dioszegia hungarica
Lineage: Eukaryota; Fungi; Basidiomycota; Tremellomycetes; Tremellales; Bulleribasidiaceae
Exons: 2
Source: RefSeq, a predicted model, not a curated record